CUUUUCGACAGUGCUAAACAAAAUACGGCUUUAAGCAUGUUGACAUGUUGGGUUAACGUGCUUACUAAGCAUUAUGUUUUAAAUUGAAUCAGUAUUUAUUUCAGUGUCAUAGAAUUAGUGUGUCGGUGAAAUAGUUUUGUCUGCACUGUUGUCAUGGGGAAGCCAAAGAAGAAGAGUGACCUCAGCCGUGCGGAGCUGAUGAUGAUGACGAUAGCCGACGUCAUCAAGCAACUGGUUGAGGCUCAUGAGGAGGGGAAAGACAUCAACCUCAACAAGGUGAAAACGAAGACGUCGGCUAAGUACGGCCUCUCCGCACAACCGCGCCUGGUGGACAUCAUCGCCGCUGUUCCGCCUCAGUACCGGCGCGCCCUGGUGCCCAAGCUGAAGGCCAAGCCCAUCCGCACAGCCAGUGGGAUCGCAGUGGUUGCAGUCAUGUGCAAACCACACCGAUGUCCUCACAUCAGCUUCACAGGGAACAUCUGUGUAUAUUGUCCUGGAGGUCCUGACUCAGAUUUUGAGUAUUCCACACAAUCUUACACAGGAUAUGAGCCCACGUCAAUGAGGGCCAUCCGGGCACGCUACGACCCCUACCUGCAGACGCGACACCGAGUGGAACAGCUGAAGCAGCUGGGCCACAGCGUGGACAAGGUGGAGUUCAUCGUGAUGGGCGGCACCUUCAUGGCCCUGGCGGAGGAGUACCGCGACUACUUCAUCAGGAACUUGCACGAUGCCCUGUCCGGCCACACCUCCAACAGCGUGACAGAGGCCGUCCGGUACUCCGAGCGCAGCAACACUAAGUGUGUGGGCAUCACCAUAGAGACGCGGCCGGACUACUGCCUGAAGCGGCACCUGAGCGACAUGCUGGGCUACGGCUGCACGCGCCUGGAGAUCGGCGUCCAGAGCGUCUACGAGGACGUGGCGCGAGACACCAACAGGGGCCACACGGUGCGUGCGGUGUGUGAGUCGUUCCAGCUGGCCAAAGACGCCGGCUUUAAGGUGGUGUCCCACAUGAUGCCUGACCUGCCCAACGUGGGCAUGGAGCGAGACAUAGAGCAGUUCAUCGAGUUCUUCGAGAACCCCGCGUUCCGUCCAGAUGGACUGAAGCUGUACCCGACGUUGGUGAUCCGCGGCACGGGUCUGUACGAGCUGUGGAAGACGGGCCGCUACAAGAGCUACUCUCCCAGCGCCCUGGUGGACCUGGUGGCCCGCAUCCUGGCUCUGGUGCCGCCCUGGACCCGAGUGUACCGUGUCCAGAGGGACAUCCCCAUGCCGUUGGUGAGCUCUGGGGUGGAGCAUGGCAACCUGAGGGAGCUGGCUUUGGCCCGCAUGAAGGACAUGGGCACUGAGUGUCGGGACGUAAGAACCAGAGAGGUGGGCAUUCAGGAGAUCCAUCACAAAGUGCGACCCUAUCAGGUGGAGCUGAUCAGGCGCGACUACGUGGCGAACGGCGGCUGGGAGACGUUCCUGUCGUACGAGGACCCGGAGCAGGACAUCCUGAUCGGCCUCCUCCGGCUGCGCCGCUGCUCGCCGCAGUCCUUCCGCGCCGAGCUCAAGGGCGGCGUGUCCAUCGUGCGCGAGCUCCACGUCUACGGCAGCGUGGUGCCCGUCAGCAGCAGAGACCCCAGCAAGUUCCAGCACCAGGGCUUUGGUAUGAUGCUGAUGGAGGAGGCAGAGAGAAUCGCCCGAGAGGAGCACGGCUCCAGCAAGCUCGCUGUCAUCUCAGGGGUAGGAACUAGGAACUACUACAGAAAGAUGGGAUAUGAGCUAGAUGGACCGUAUAUGUUGAAGCGCCUCGAUUGAUGGCCUCCGGAGAGGUUGGACAACACCCAGGAUACUCUUUUAUAGACUCUUUUUUUCAUGGCCCUUGAGAUACCGACGCGAAAUGAGGAGAGGGGUGGCUUUAUAUACUCAGCAAACGCACAUUUUGAGGCCUUUAAGUGAGAAGUCUGCAUGGCUGGUGGUGCCUUAGUGCAGCGGUCAUGGACAUUUCUGUCAGUGGAAUUGGGGACUGAGAAGGUAAUGUCACCACAACUCCACAAGAGUUUGCCCGUCAACAGCAGCACAACAAAACCCACUUCCAGUCAUUUUUUGCAGCCCAUUAUGUUAUCCUGUAUUUAUUUAAGGGGUUAUUAGGCUACUUGGAUUGUGUGUCAUAAAGAUUUUGGUUAGUCCAUGUAUUUGAGUUGUUUGCAUACAAUCUGCAGACUUCUUAUUUGCUGCGGUCUUGUAACAUUCUCUUUGACAGCAGUACACCUGCUGUUUGUUUAAUGAGUCGAUGUAUAGGGGGAAAUUGAAUAUCCGCAGUUGAGUGAACCUAGCUGUUACGUAAACGCACAGAAUCUUUUGGGAAGGAGGCAACUGGGUUGCGUAAGUAAAUCCGUGUUAAUCUUUGUCCAGUUCUCUUCUGAAAUUACAUUUGUGCAUCCUUUAACUGGAAUGUACUAAUUGUGUUGAAUGCCAGUGCUGGCAAAGAAAGACAUUUUGGGUGGUCCAAGAUCAUUCAGGGGUUUUCAGUUUGCCUCAAAUAAAGUCUAUUAAUCUGAAA
Sardina pilchardus (European sardine) is the source of this 2545-nucleotide messenger RNA. It is a transcript of the gene elp3, whose product is annotated as elongator acetyltransferase complex subunit 3. The transcript is spliced from 15 exons. NCBI's taxonomy places the organism in Eukaryota, Metazoa, Chordata, Actinopteri, Clupeiformes, Clupeidae. Gene Ontology annotation, molecular function: acyltransferase activity, transferring groups other than amino-acyl groups; iron-sulfur cluster binding. The record is from RefSeq and is a predicted model, not a curated record. Gene Ontology annotation, cellular component: cytoplasm; nucleus; elongator holoenzyme complex. Gene Ontology annotation, biological process: tRNA wobble base 5-methoxycarbonylmethyl-2-thiouridinylation. Bases 154 to 1800 code for a protein of 548 amino acids.